AUGUCCUCUGAAAAAUCCCAGCCACAAGUGACUUUGUAUCGGGGGUGGGACAGUCCAGGCCGUUAUGUGUGGUCGCCAUUUGUCGUCAAGGUCGAGGCUCGACUCCGAUUCGCCGGAUUGAAGUAUAAAUCAGAAGUUGGAUCUGUCCAACAAUCUCCAAAAGGGAAAAUACCAUACGUUGACAUUGGAUCAUCUUCAAGAGAGACGAAAACUUUAAGCGACAGUGCUUUAAUUGUGGAUAAAUUGGUUGAUGAGGGGUUAUUGAAAGAUCUCAAUGCAAGACUCAGUCCGGUGGAGAGAGCACAUGAUGUAGCGAUCAGAGCACUUCUGGAAGAUAAAUGGUAUUUUUACCAAGCAUGCGAAAAAUGGCAUGAGAAUUAUUACGCCAUGCGAGGCCAUGUUCUUUGGAGACUGCCAUACCCUGUUCAAGUAGUUGUUGGUCUUCUCGUGUAUCGCAGUGUAUCUACAACACUUCAUGGACAGGGUUCUGCUCGGUAUACCGAAGAAGAAGUCAGCAAGUUUAGAGCUGAGAUCUGGGGCAGUAUUGAAGAUCUGCUCAUAGAUUCAAAGAGGAAGCAGGAGGGAAGCCAAAAGCCAUUUUGGGUUUUGGGUAAUGACCAUCCGUCGGAAGCUGAUACCGCACUAUUUGGAGCAAUUUCUGCAACACUUGUUACGACAGCCUCACCAAAAAGCACGAAAGCUAUCAGGAGUUAUCCGACGGUUAUGGAGUAUGCGAAAAGGAUUCAUGAAGAAUAUUUUCCAGAUUUUGAAAUCUGGACAUGA
Molecule: messenger RNA, 783 nt
Organism: Glarea lozoyensis ATCC 20868
Lineage: Eukaryota; Fungi; Ascomycota; Leotiomycetes; Helotiales; Helotiaceae
Product: Thioredoxin-like protein
Exons: 3
Coding region: 1-783 (260 amino acids)
Source: RefSeq, a predicted model, not a curated record